Messenger RNA from Aureococcus anophagefferens, 996 nucleotides. RefSeq lists its product as hypothetical. Lineage: Eukaryota; Pelagophyceae; Pelagomonadales; Pelagomonadaceae. The coding region runs from base 1 to 996 and encodes 331 amino acids. The transcript has a single exon. Gene Ontology annotation, molecular function: protein binding. The record is from RefSeq and is a predicted model, not a curated record.
AUGUUGGACUACGCUGUUUCUGUCAUCGAUGGAGAUCGACCCUCAGCGCGAGGUGGACACACGGCGACCAUGGCCGAAAACCAGAUAGUAAUUUUCGGGGGUUCAUGUUACACUACAGGCGGAAACUUCGCCUAUUACAACGACACAUAUGUUCUAGAUACAGAAAAUCGCCUCUGGCAUAAAGUGCAGUGCUCCGGCGAUGCGCCACCGCCUCGAUAUGGUCAUUCCGUUGAACUUGUUGGUUCACGUAUGUUUGUCUUUGGAGGACGGGGUGAAUCUGGAGCUCUGCGGGACACUAGCUUCCUCGAUCUUGUCGAGUGGACUUGGGUACCCGUCUCAGUGACAAGUGCGAGUCCAUCGCCUCGAUUUUUUCACGCGUCGCUGCUUGUUGGGAGGAAGAUUGUCAUUCAUGGCGGUUGGGAUGGACGUACACACUGCAUGGGUGAUCUAUGGGUCUUUAACUCCGACACCUUCACCUGGGUACAGCCGAAAUCCGCGGGGAUUUUGCCGUCCCCGCGAUAUGGGCACACUCUUGAUCUACUUAGUGAUGGUAGGAUUCUCUGUUAUGGCGGCUGCAAUGUGAGCUUGAAGGACCCCGUGCCCGAGUAUUACAAUGACCUGCGCCAACUUGAUACGGAGACGAUGAUUUGGACGAAACCUGCAAUCGGUGGAAGUUGCCCGCCAUCAAAAAGGUAUGGCCAUGCCACUGCUCAUAUGGACUUCGGCCUUGCGCUCUUUGGAGGCUGGGGUAUCGGCGGUCUUCAGAAUAUGGGCUGCAAGCAGAAGGGUGCAGGCUCAUUCUACUUUCUAAAAGUCACCUCCGAUGGAACCGGUUCCAACACCAACGAGUGGAUUCUGCCUCAUGCUCCUGCCACGCUGCCUAUGCACAAAUAUGGCCACACCAUGACCACAGUCGGUGGUACCCUAUACAUCUUUGGUGGUUGGAAUGGCAAACAGGCAACUUCGGAUCUUAUCGAACUGCAAUUUUCGUUUUGA